This is a messenger RNA of Pocillopora meandrina, 569 nucleotides long. The record is from the annotation of a GenBank genome assembly. NCBI's taxonomy places the organism in Eukaryota, Metazoa, Cnidaria, Anthozoa, Scleractinia, Pocilloporidae.
AGUAAACACAGCUACCUCCUCUGAGCCGUCUAUUAUUGCAACGUUUAGAUGUCACUGCGAAUGACGAGCUGUCAGAAUUGCAGUGAGGUGAUUGGUUGAGGUACAACAUAGCUUGAGGGUGCAGGGUAAAGGGACUCUCCCGGCAGCUGUUUGCGGUGUAGUGAUAUAUUCGGGUCAUUGUGUGUCACACGUUGUGUGGAACUUUCAUCAUUUGCUUCUACAAACGCUUUAAACCAAGUUUCAUCUCUGUUAAACCGAUAUGGAUUCAGAAACCGACACUAAAAAUCUAGAGAAACGUCUCAAAAAGGCCGCUCUAGCUUGGGCUUGUACUCUCACACCUCCGACUGCCUUUGUGACUCCAGAACCAGGAGGUUCGUUUUCAUUGCUUUCCAACGAGAUAUAUGUUUGGUUGGUUCCUAACAUUUUCUCCUAUUCUUUCAGGUGAGACAGAGGAGAUUUUAGAAGAAAAAUUGAGAAGAGGACGGCGCGAAGGAACAUUUUACAAAUGGAGUGACGACGAAGAAACAUCAGGUAACGAGCAUUAUAACAAUCGCAUCUUGUUCGCAUUA